AAAGGAUGUUAUCUAUUAGUCAAGGAAAAUAGCAGCACGUUUCAACAUGGGUCUCUUGUGUUUACUAACGAGUUUAAUUUUAAUUGUAAAUACAAAUGAAGCGGCUAGAAUAUUAGGAGUGUUUCCAACGCCUUCAAUCAGCCACCAAGUAGUGUUCCGACCUCUGAUUCAGGAGCUAGCUAAGAGAGGGCACGAUGUCACCGUCAUCACAACAGAUCCCGCCUUCCCGAAAGGAGGAGCACCUGCUAACCUGACAGAAAUUGACGUCCACGAUAUCUCAUACAACAUUUAUCAAGAGAUCAUUAACGACAUACCAAGAGGGAACAAAAAUGAUGUUAUACAUCAAAUGGAAGAGUCCUUACCCUUUCUUACUAAGAUUGUCGAUAAACAACUGAACGAUGAAGCUGUGCGACGUUUGAUUGAAGACAAAAAUAAGAAAUUUGAUUUGUUAAUUUUGGAAGCUUGGGUUAGACCCGCGUUGGGGUUCUCGUAUCUAUACGAUGCGCCUGUGAUUCUUAUGAGUUCUCUGGGCGCUAUGUUUGACAAUAGCGCAACAGUAGGGGCUCCAACACAUCCUAUACUUUAUCCAAGCAUUUUUCGUCAAAAACUGAAGAAUCUUUCCAUGUGGGAGAAAAUAUGGGAAUUGUAUACCCACUACAAAAUUCUGGAUAUACAUUAUCAAAAUAGACACUUCGAAGAUCAAAUUCUGAAGAAAAAUUUUGGACCCGAUAUCCCAUCAGUAUUAGAACUAAACAAUAAAGUAGAUAUGCUGUUCUUGAAUGUGUAUCCAGUGUUUGAAGGUAUUCGGCCAGUUCCACCGAAUGUUAUUUACACAGGAGGCCUGCACCAAAACCAGGAAAAGGAGUUACCUAAGGAUCUUAAAUCAUAUUUAGACUCUUCAAAAAAUGGUGUGAUUUACAUCAGUUUUGGCACCAACGUAGAUCCAACUCAAUUGCCUCCAGAAAGAAUCCAAGUGCUAGUGAAAGCAUUCUCUCAGUUGCCUUACGAUGUGUUAUGGAAGUGGAACGGAGACGAGCUGCCUGGCCGUACUGAAAACAUUAGAAUCUCAAAGUGGUUGCCGCAGUCAGAUUUACUCAAGCAUCCCAAAAUCAAAGUGUUCGUAACACAAGGAGGUCUACAAUCUACAGAUGAAGCUAUAACUGCCGGCGUUCCAUUGAUUGGAGUUCCCAUGCUGGGCGAUCAGUGGUACAAUGUGGAGAAAUAUGAAUAUCACAAGAUUGGUGUUCGAUUGGAUUUGGAUGACAUUACAGUUGAAAAUUUCAAAAACACGCUCCUUAAAGUUAUGGGAGAUGAAAGCUAUCGUCAGAAUAUAAUCAAACUGCGUGGUCUGAUGCGUGACGAGGUGCAGACUCCACUGGAGCGCGCCGUGUGGUGGACGGAGUACGUGCUGCGGCACGGCGGCGCGAAGCACCUGCGCUCGCCCGCCGCCAACAUCUCGUGGUGGGAGUAUCUAGAACUGGAACUGGUGCUCACAUUAUUAGCAGGACUCGUCAUCAUUGUGACUGCACUGGUUUUGAUACUGUUUGCAUUAUACAAACACUUCUUAAAAUACGCCGCAAGUAUUAAAGUGAAACGUGCUUAAAUGUAGUAAAUAAUAAAAGUGAAG
Molecule: messenger RNA, 1627 nt
Organism: Trichoplusia ni (cabbage looper)
Lineage: Eukaryota; Metazoa; Arthropoda; Insecta; Lepidoptera; Noctuidae
Product: UDP-glucuronosyltransferase 2B31-like
Exons: 4
Coding region: 47-1603 (518 amino acids)
Molecular function (GO): UDP-glycosyltransferase activity
Source: RefSeq, a predicted model, not a curated record